Molecule: messenger RNA, 488 nt
Organism: Phaedon cochleariae (mustard beetle)
Lineage: Eukaryota; Metazoa; Arthropoda; Insecta; Coleoptera; Chrysomelidae
Source: the annotation of a GenBank genome assembly
AUGGCUGACUUUUCCUAUGUGGUGUAUAGCUUGGUUGUUCAUGCAGUAUAUAGUUUACUUUGCGUCGUAUCUCAAUAUCAAGAACUGAAGGCUGGUAGAGGAAGAGCUCUAGAUGACCAAUUAUACAGGGUACCAAAUGUGCAUUAUAGUUCGCAACCAACAGCAACAAGUUUCAUGAGUUCAAGAAAACCAGUGACUUAUUAUGAAACCAAACCUACUCCUCCGCAUAGUCCAACAGGUGGAGCCCCUUCUCCAUCGACCAUCCCCGACCUGCUGUCCCCCAAUGUCAGUAGCGUGCGCAGAGGCUCCAGGAAAUCCGUCAAAUUUGGGGAUGCCACCCAACCUCAGUCCCACCACAACGGGUCCCAGCUGCUGGACCCCUGGGCCGCGGAGACCAAGAGUCCCAUGCUGGUCCCCAGGGGGCUCGAGUCGGUGCCCCUCAUCGAUUCGGGGGCGGUUCCUGUGACCCACAGCGGGGCGUAGGGGAG